This is a messenger RNA of Drosophila sulfurigaster albostrigata, 806 nucleotides long. Its product is annotated as probable RNA-binding protein EIF1AD. Gene Ontology annotation, molecular function: RNA binding; translation initiation factor activity. Gene Ontology annotation, biological process: translational initiation. The record is from RefSeq and is a predicted model, not a curated record. NCBI's taxonomy places the organism in Eukaryota, Metazoa, Arthropoda, Insecta, Diptera, Drosophilidae. Bases 156 to 635 code for a protein of 159 amino acids. The transcript has 2 exons. Gene Ontology annotation, cellular component: nucleus.
UACACACAUGCUCCAGAGUGUUACCAAAGUACGAAUCUAUUUUUUUUAGUAUAUUUGAAAAUUCGCUUUGCGGUCACACACGCUUAAUUGUUUGGCAAACUGGCGGGCCACACCAUAACAAUAAUAAUAAUAAACAAAACGUUAAAAUUAUUAAAAUGUCACAUCCGAAUACAACGCGACGCAAGCAUGUGCUCAAGGAGAUGAUGGAGGACGACUACUCGCUGCCCACCGAGCAGCAGCAAAUUGUGCGAGUCAUCAGCAGUCGCGGCAACAAUUUACACGAGGUCGAGGCGCCUUCACCGGACGCCGAAAACUUUCUGGUUUCCAUGCCCAACAAGUUUCGCAAGAAUGUGUGGGUCAAGCGCGGCGAUUGCCUUCUCGUGGAACCCAUCGAGGAGGGCGACAAAGUCAAGGCAGAGAUCUGCAAGAUUCUCACUCCCGAGCACAUCAAAGAGUACACAAAAGCGGGCAUUUGGCCAGAGCGAUUUGCCAAGAAAUCAGCCGGAUUACCCGUAAGCAAUGCUUCAGAUAGCGAUUCAGAUGACUCCUUGCCGCCCAACACAAAUCGUCCUGCCCACCAACAAGAAGACGAAGAAACGGAGUCGGAUUCGGACUCCGAAGACACCAGCGAUUGAAGACUUGCAGUGCAACAUUUUGGUUUUUUGUGCAUUACAAAAGUUUAGCUAUGUAUAUUUUUUUUAACCGCAAACUGUUGUUUUUUCCUCUCAAAUUGUUGUAACAAAAAGAAUUGGUGUCUUUACUACAUACAUAAUAAUAAUUAAAAUAUAGAACCAAAAAAUACAACU